CCCGCCCGCCUCGCGCCCCGCCAUGGCGGAGCCUUCGCCAGCCCGACGUCCGGUGCCUCUCAUCGAGUCGGAGCUGUACUUCCUCAUCGCCCGCUACCUCUCGGCCGGCCCGUGUCGCCGAGCGGCGCAGGUGCUGGUGCAGGAGCUGGAGCAGUAUCAGCUGUUGCCGAAGAGGUUGGAUUGGGAGGGCAACGAGCACAGCAGGAGCUACGAGGAAUUGGUCUUGUCCAAUAAGCAUGUGGCUCCUGAUCACCUGUUACAAAUCUGCCAGCGCAUCGGCCCGAUGCUGGAUAAAGAAAUUCCACCCAGUAUUUCAAGAGUCACUUCUUUACUUGGUGCAGGAAGGCAGUCUUUGCUACGUACAGCAAAAGACUGCAGGCACACAGUGUGGAAGGGCUCUGCCUUUGCUGCUCUUCACAGAGGAAGACCGCCUGAAAUGCCUGUGAAUUAUGGCUCCCCACCAAGUCUUGUGGAGAUACAUCGAGGAAAACAGCUCACAGGGUGUUCUACUUUUAGCACAGCGUUCCCAGGAACUAUGUACCAGCACAUAAAGAUGCACAGGAGGAUUCUCGGACAUCUGUCUGCUGUGUACUGUGUAGCGUUUGAUAGGACAGGACAUAGAAUCUUUACAGGGUCAGAUGAUUGUUUGGUAAAGAUUUGGUCAACACAUAAUGGCCGCUUGUUGUCCACAUUAAGAGGCCAUUCUGCAGAAAUUUCAGACAUGGCCGUGAACUAUGAGAACACCCUGAUUGCGGCAGGCAGCUGUGAUAAGAUCAUCAGGGUGUGGUGCUUGAGGACCUGCGCCCCAGUUGCUGUGCUGCAGGGACACACGGGGUCAAUUACAUCUUUGCAGUUUAGCCCAAUGGCCAAAGGACCUCAAAGAUACAUGGUCUCCACUGGUGCUGAUGGGACUGUUUGCUUUUGGCAGUGGGAUUUAGAGUCCUUGAAAUUCAGUCCACGCCCCCUGAAGUUCACGGAAAAGCCAAGGCCUGGUGUUCAGAUGCUGUGUUCUUCAUUUAGUGUUGGUGGUAUGUUUUUAGCUACAGGUAGUACUGAUCAUGUAAUCAGAAUGUAUUUCUUGGGGUUUGAAGCACCUGAAAAAAUCGCCGAACUUGAGAGCCAUACUGAUAAAGUUGAUAGUAUCCAGUUUUGUAACAAUGGUGACCGGUUCUUAAGUGGAAGCAGAGAUGGAACAGCUCGGAUAUGGAGGUUUGAACAGUUGGAAUGGAGAAGCAUCCUACUGGAUAUGGCUACCAGAAUCUCAGGAGACAUAUCUUCUGAAGAAGAGAGGUUUAUGAAACCCAAAGUUACAAUGAUAGCUUGGAAUCAGGAUGAUAGUAUUGUUGUUACAGCUGUGAAUGACCAUGUCCUCAAAGUGUGGAAUUCUUACACUGGACAACUGCUUCAUAACUUACUGGGGCAUGCUGAUGAAGUAUUUGUUUUGGAGACACAUCCCUUUGAUUCCAGAAUUAUGUUGUCUGCAGGACAUGAUGGCAGCAUUUUUAUAUGGGAUAUUACAAAAGGCACCAAGAUGAAACAUUAUUUUAAUAUGAUCGAAGGGCAAGGACAUGGAGCCGUGUUUGACUGUAAGUUUUCACAGGAUGGACAACAUUUUGCCUGUACAGAUUCUCAUGGGCAUCUUCUGAUAUUUGGUUUUGGAUGCAGCAAACCAUAUGAGAAGAUUCCUGAUCAAAUGUUUUUCCAUACUGACUACCGACCACUGAUAAGAGAUUCCAAUAACUAUGUCUUAGAUGAGCAGACACAACAGGCACCUCAUCUUAUGCCCCCACCAUUCUUGGUAGAUGUAGAUGGAAACCCUCAUCCAACCAAGUACCAGAGAUUAGUACCAGGUCGAGAAAACUCAGCAGACGAACAUUUGGUUCCACAGCUAGGCUAUGUGGCCACAAGUGACGGGGAGGUGAUUGAACAGAUCAUAAGCCUGCAGACCAAUGACAGUGGUGAAGCAAGCCCUGAGUCCAGCAUUCUUGAUGGGAUGAUUCGACAGUUACAGCAGCAGCAAGACCAGAGGCUGGGACUGGAUCAGGAUGUGACUGCAAAUGGACUUUCCAAUGGGGAAGAAACACCCCGAAGAGGGAGUUUUAGAAGACUGAGUUUAGACAUGCAGUCUCCUCCAAACAUCGGUCUCCGCCGGAGUGGGCAGGUUGAGGGUGUUCGUCAGAUGCAUCAAAAUGCUCCCCGGAGUCAGAUUGCCACAGAGCGUGACCUGCAGGCUUGGAAGCGGAGAGUGGUUGUUCCUGAGGCACCACCAGGCAUGUUCAGGCGUUUGGAAGAUUUUCGCAUUGAGAGAGGCGAAGAGGAGAGAAAUCUGUAUGUAAUAGGGAGGAAAAAGAAGUCUUUCCAGCUUUCACAAAAGUCAGAUUCAGUGGUUUUGGUGCCCCAGUCUAGACAACGGACUUGUAGGCGUAAAUAUGCAAAUUAUGGUAGAAGAAAUGCUGGCCGGGGUGAAUUAUCCUCUGGCAAUGAAUCUUCAGGCUCAGUUAGACAUGAGACUUCCUGUGAUCAGAGUGAAGGUUCUUGUUCUUCAGAAGAUGAUGAAUGGAAAAGUGACAGAAGGAGUGAGAGUGACAGUGAGAGUUCAAGUGACUCUUCAUCUCGAUACUCUGACUGGACAGCUGACACAGGGAUCAACUUGCAGCCUCCUUUAAGGACGUCCUGUCGCCGUCGAGUAACCCGAUUCUGCAGUAGUUCAGAGGAUGACAUGUCUACGGAGAACAUAUCUCCUCCAAAAAGAAGGCGGAAAAGAAAGAAAGAAAGCAAGCCUAGAAGGGAGAGUUUGCGAAGGAUGACUCCAGCAGAGCUUGCAAAUAUAGAACAUUUGUAUGAGUUUCACCCUCCUGUUUGGAUAACUGACACUACACUUCGCAGGUCUCCUUUUGUUCCUCAGAUGGGUGAUGAGGUGAUCUACUUUCGUCAGGGUCAUGAAGCUUACAUUGAAGCUGUCAGAAGAAAUAACAUUUAUGAACUGAACCCUAAUAAGGAGCCAUGGAGAAAAAUGGAUCUCAGGGAUCAAGAAUUGGUCAAAAUAGUUGGAAUAAGAUAUGAGGUUGGACCACCUACACUCUGUUGCCUCAAACUAGCAUUUAUAGAUCCAGCAACUGGCAGACUUACAGAUAAAUCUUUCUCCAUUAGAUAUCAUGAUAUGCCAGAUGUUAUCGAUUUUCUUGUGUUGCGUCAAUUUUAUGAUGAAGCAAGACAGAGAAACUGGCAGCCUUGUGACAGAUUUCGAUCUAUUAUUGAUGAUGCUUGGUGGUUUGGAACUGUAUUGAGUCAAGAGCCAUAUCAGCCACAGUAUCCUGACAGCCAUUUCCAGUGUUAUGUUGUUAGGUGGGACAAUACUGAAACUGAAAAACUUAGCCCAUGGGACAUGGAGCCAAUUCCUGACAAUGUUGAUCCACCAGAAGAGUUGGGAGCAAGUAUCUCCGUCACUUCAGAUGAGCUAGAGAAAUUGCUCUACAAGCCACAAGAUGGUGAAUGGGGCCAGAAAUCAAGAGAUGAGGAGUGUGAACGUAUCAUCAGUGGCAUAGAUCAACUUUUAAACCUCGAUAUAGCUGCAGCUUUUGCAGGCCCGGUGGAUCUGUGUACAUAUCCAAAGUACUGCACAGUGGUGGCUUAUCCAACUGAUCUUUACACAAUUCGAAUGAGACUUGUCAAUCGAUUUUACAGGCGAUUGUCUGCACUGAUUUGGGAAGUCCGAUAUAUAGAGCAUAAUGCAAGAACAUUUAAUGAACCUGAAAGUGUAAUUGCAAGGUCAGCUAAAAAAAUAACCGACCAGCUUCUGAAAUUUAUUAAGAAUCAAGAGUGUACAAAUAUAUCAGAACUAUCUAACACAUCAGAAAAUGAUGAUCAGAAUGCCGAUGAUUUGGACGAUAGUGAUCUCCCUAAAACGUCUUCUGGAAGGAGAAGGGUCCACAAAUGGAACAAAAGGAGCAGCAGAGCCGCCAGCUGUGUUGAGAGUGAUUGGAGGAGGCAGUGCAAGGCCCUGCUUAUCCUGAUCUUCCAGUGUGAGGACUCUGAGCCCUUCAGACAGCCUGUGGACUUGGUUGAGUACCCAGAUUACCGAGAUAUUAUAGACACGCCAAUGGAUUUUGGAACAGUAAGGGAAACUCUAGAAGCUGGGAAUUAUGAUAGCCCUGUGGAAUUUUGCAAAGACAUCCGGUUGAUAUUUAGCAAUGCAAAGGCAUAUACACCCAACAAAAGAUCAAAGAUUUAUAGUAUGACCUUGAGACUGUCUGCUUUGUUUGAAGAAAAAAUGAAGAAAAUCUCUUUUGAUUUUAAAAUUGGUCAAAAAUUCAAGGAGAAACUUAGACGAAGCCAAAGAUUUAAGCAACGGCAAGGCUGUAAUGGAGUCGUUGGGGCUGACAGGAGUGCGAGAAAUAUCAAACAGAAGCAGUUCAAAUCUCAGACAAAAGUAAUUCCACAGCUGAUGUGUCCUCCUUCCCAGUCUACCUCAAGUAGGGCACCUUUGUCUGCAACCCGCAAGACAAGCACUGGUGUCUCUUCAGGCUUCACUUCUGGGGACUCUUCAGAUUCAGCAGAGUCAUUAGAAAGAAUGAGAAGAAAUAGACCUGAAAUGCUAAGGAAUGGUUCUGAGUUGUCUGAAAGUGAAAUGGAAGAUUUCAUAGCUACCUCUUCAUCCUCUUCAGCUUCAAAUAGUUCUGAGGAAAGCAAAGAGAGCUCCAGAGCUCCAGAGUGCUCCUUGCGAAGUGGCUUAUUGAGAAGCAGCAACCUCAGGGUGACCAGAACAAGAGCUGCUCAGAGAAAAGCUGGUUCUGUUUCUUUAGAAAAUGGAUGUGGCAGAAAAGCCACUCGGAAGAGAGUCUACUUAAGUGAUUCUGAUAACAAUUCUGUGGAAACGGAUGAAAAUCUGAAAGGCAAGGCUGGAAACAACCGGAAGGUCCUCCGGAAAUGUGCUGCUGUUGCUGCCAACAAGAUAAAGUUAAUGAGUGAUGCAGAAGAAGACUCAAGCUAUGAAAGCCCUUGCUCUGGCCGGAAGCUGCCACAUCGCAAUGCGUCAGCUGCAGCCAGGAAGAAGCUGCUCCACAAUUCUGAUGAUCAGAGCCUUAAGUCAGACACGGAAGAGCUAAAGGACCAGCCCCGAGCACUGGUGGUGUCUGGACCUCAUUCUGCCCAGGACAGUGUCAGUGACUCAGACAGUGACUUGCAAGUAGCCCGGAAGAAUUUCCAUACCAAUGGCUGCACUUCCCAUUCUCCAGCAACAUGCAAAACAAAGUUCCUUCCAAUAGAGUCUUCGGAGGAAGACUCCAGAUGUCACGAAUCAGAUGAUGGACGCAGCAGCACUGCUGCCCCUGCAACAUCUGGCCAGAACCUUGGGGCAGAGAGCGUCUCUGAGGAAGCUGACUCUGAACCAGGAAGCAGUACAUUAUGCAAGAAUGCACAUUUGUUUAAGAAAGCCAAGAUCCUGAGUGACUCAGAAGAUUAUGAAGAACAAGGUGGAGAGAGUAGCAGAGGUCACAAAGGGGAGGGAACCCCAGUUUCUGAAGCCUUGAAGAGUGAAGUUGUUCCUGUACCUCAGUGUCUCUUGGAGCGUGGAUCUGAGACUGAUGUGGAUUCUGAUGUCGGCACAGUGAAAGAUAAAUUGCACAGCGAUACGCACGAUUCUCUAUCUGGAGAGAAUGGACAAAGCAGAAAAGUUUCCAGGAAAAGGGUCUAUUCCAGUGACUCAGAAAGCAAUGUACAGGUGAUAAAGAAGUCACCCAAAGAACAAACCAGUCUCUUAAGGAUUACUCGAAGUGCUAGUGUGGCUGCUGAUAAAAUCAAGCUCACAAGUGAUGCAGAAAAUGUCACCUUAGAAAGUGUGUGUACUCGAAGCAGGAGGAGAAGGAAAAAGCCCAUCCGAUUUGCUUGUACCACAGCGAAGAAGAUGCUGACUGGUGAUGAGAAACGUGCACCCACUGCAGGCAAGCCGUCUGAUUCUGAACUCCAAGGUAGUACCAAAAAUGCCAGUCAGUCUGUAAGUGCAGACUUGGAUUCUGAAGGAGGUUCCAGUUUUGAGCAUACAGAAAGCAUACGGAACAGGCAUAUGGGCAGUGUGGGCAUAAACACGCCUCCUAAAACUCGAAGCUCCUCUGCUGGACCUUCUCAGGAAGAUCCCAAAAGCCACACCCCAGAUAGUGAGAUCAGCUUGUCUUCUGAGUCAGUUUUGGCCCAAAAAGCAACAACAGAGAAUAACUUUGAAGAAGACCUGAAUUACGGGUUACGAAGGUGGAAUGGCAGAAGACUCAGGACAUACGGAAAAGCCUCUUUCAGUAGGAGAGCCCAAGUGACUCACAGUCUACAGGCAUCAGCAGAGGUUGGGGUGAAGAGAAGAGCGCACCCUGAGUUAGACAGUGUGGAUAUGCCUGGACAAACAGAGAGUUCAGCGUGUAUGCCUGGCACCAGUCCCAAAUCAUCUGAUUUGGGAUCAGUAACUGAAUCCGAUAUUGACUGUACUGACAACACAAAAACCCAAAGGAAGAGAAAAAGGAAAGGAAAAGCAAAAGUGGUUAGAAAAGAGUCUGUUGGUAAAGACAGAGAACCCAAUACAAAAAUGGGGCCAUGUGUGCAUGAGAAGGCUGCAGUGCAGAGGCGUAGUGUCGCUCUGAAAGCACAAAUGGUCCCCGAGAGAGUCCCCCGCAGAUGUGCUGCUGUGGCUGCAAAUAAAAUAAAGAUAAUGAGUAACCUAAGAGGAACAGUCUCAGGACCAGAGAGUGUCUGGAUUAGGAGGAACAGCAGGAAACUGCCCCGUCGACAAGCUGCCGCCCUGGCUAAGAAAAAGUUACUGAGUGUUUAUAAAGAGGAUGAUGCAACCAGACAUUCAGAGAGCGAAAAGGAGCUAGAAGAUAGUAACAAAGUGUUUUAUCUUAGGCGGUUCAGAUCCUGCAAAGAAAAAGCCCAACCGUGACUGAGAUAGAAAGGGUACCCGGAAAUGCCAGCGCCUCCGGUGCCUGCAGCUGCAGUCCACUCCCAGCCCUAAGCCUUGCCCGCACCUUCUGAACAAUUUUCUAACAGUCACGACUCUGGGUCAAAGUGUGAUGAAGGCUUCCAGUCAGCCCUACACAGCCCAGCACAGCACAGGGUAUUACAGGGAGGUGGUAGAUGUGGACUGAGUAGUCAGAAGGCAGAAGGGCCCGCUUUCUGUGAAGUGUGAAGCAAAGGCUUGACAUGGCUUGAUUGUUUACAGAAAACAGGAAAUGUAUGGGAUAUGGGGGGGGGGGAACUGAAAAACUGUCCAAAUCUGAACUGGAUGCUAAUUUUAAGAGUUUACCCUCACAGUUUGAAAAUUAGGCCAUUUCGAAAGGAGGUGUCAAGUCUAUUUACUGAUUAACUGGAUCUAAUUCCUGUAAUGUCCGUCCCUGGGGACCAAACGCAGAAAGGACUGGGGGAAUCAAUGCUGGGAUGUUACUUCUGAAGAGGAGUGUUGGGAAGACAUUCAUGUCUUAUUUAUAACAUUGGAAUUCAUACUGAAUGAUAACCACCUGGUAUAAUUAAUUCAGGGAAUAUAUUUUUCUAAGAAAGCUCUGAAAGUGACUAUUACACUUUUUAUUUCUUCCAUGUGGCAGCAAAGAUGAGGAGGCUGGACUCCAAACAGUCAUCUCUUUAUGUGAUGCAGUUAAAUUCUAUUUCUUAAGUUUCUCUACUGCACCUUAAGAGUUAGAAAUUUGAGCCAGGUAACGGUUGCACAUGCCUUUAAACUCAGCUAUUGGAAGGCAGAGGCAGGCAGAUUUCUGUGAGUUUGAGAUUGGCCUGGUCUACAAAGCAAAUUUCAGUACAGUCUAGGCUGUUACACAGAGAAACUCUGUCUUGAAAAACCAAAAAAGUUAGAAAUUUAAACACUGCGAGUUCAUUACAGUUUCACCAACAAGACAGUGGUAGGAGGCUGGGUUCCAUUGUGGCCUUUGAUAGUGUUACAGAAUCUGGUCACUGAGCUACAAAUGCUUUGCCUACAGAGAGUGUGGACUUUAGUUUGUUGUUGACAUUAAGGUCACCAGAUGUGACUUGUGAAUGUACUGUCAAGUCUUUUUAACACAUAACUGGAGAAACUGGUCUCAGUUUGUUUUUCCAAUUAAAAAUAGCUGUAACCAUUAGACAUAAUUCGCAUGUGUAAAUCCAAAAGGGGGGGAGAUCUAGGAAUUUGUAUUUUUUCAUUAACAGUAAUACACAUUUUCUGGUUAUAUAUAUGGCCUAAGUGUCUCGAUUACCUGAGAAACUUGGUUGCAUGUCUGCUUAAAAAAAAAAACAAACGUAAGUCAGAGCAUUCUAACCUAUAGUGUGUGUCCUUUGUUCUUUUUGUAUCUUAAUUUGAAAUAAUCUUCAGUAUGUUGCUAUUAGCACAGGUGAGAAAGGGAAUUCCUAAUGAACUGCUAUUUUUAGGUGCUUGGGUUUGACUUUUUCUUUUUGAGCUUUAAUGAAAUGUUUAAAUGUCCAGUCACAAAUGUCAUUCAAAUUAUUAUUGGAUAUAUUAUAUCCUCGAGAAAUGCCAUGAGAUGAAAAUACUUCAGUCUUAUGAAGACAUGUGAAUUUUGAAUGUGGAUUGAAGGUUUAAAUUUACAUUUUGCUGUUGUUGGACUAAUUUCUGUCACCAUCUGAUCCUGUUCAGCUUUUCAUAAUGGAAUCUUUCUCUGGUUUAGCAUUUAAUUGGAACAUAUUUUUAUUUACCCUUUAAAGUGUUUGGUCUCUUUAUUGUGACUGCAUGGAGUAAGCUUUUUAAAAACUUAACGCUCUUGUAAAAUUGCUCUUGGAACUGUGUGCAGAAUUUAAAGCUUGGCCGAUGAGCCACCACUUCUGUUUGGCUUACAAUCAUGUUUCAGAUUUCUGCUAACAGUUUCUUCAUGAUGUGAUUGAGAAAUCAAAUUGAAUAUCUC
Messenger RNA from Peromyscus eremicus (cactus mouse), 8882 nucleotides. It is a transcript of the gene Brwd1, whose product is annotated as bromodomain and WD repeat domain containing 1. Bases 23 to 6922 code for a protein of 2299 amino acids. The transcript has 42 exons. Gene Ontology annotation, biological process: cytoskeleton organization; regulation of cell shape; regulation of transcription by RNA polymerase II. Gene Ontology annotation, molecular function: protein binding. The record is from RefSeq and is a predicted model, not a curated record. NCBI's taxonomy places the organism in Eukaryota, Metazoa, Chordata, Mammalia, Rodentia, Cricetidae. Gene Ontology annotation, cellular component: nucleus.